Manis javanica (Malayan pangolin) is the source of this 2840-nucleotide messenger RNA. Its product is annotated as protocadherin beta-4-like. Gene Ontology annotation, cellular component: plasma membrane. The record is from RefSeq and is a predicted model, not a curated record. Gene Ontology annotation, biological process: homophilic cell-cell adhesion. NCBI's taxonomy places the organism in Eukaryota, Metazoa, Chordata, Mammalia, Pholidota, Manidae. Gene Ontology annotation, molecular function: calcium ion binding.
UGUUCCUUUGUUGCAAGGAGGAAUCAAAACACCCGGAAGGAGCUUGGCCAGCAGUACUGGAUUACCAACGAAUUUGGGUUGUGAUAUACUAAACAAAUUUAAGAUAAAAAACAACUUUGUGAGGAUUCCACCGAAUAUCUCGAGUCUUUUUGUGGUUGCUGAGGGGACUGGAUGUAAGGACUCUGGCACCAACAUGAAGACGCUAGAGGGAAUUCAACCGAACAGGCAAGUGAUGGCCUUUAUUUUGAUGGUGAUCUUGUCUCAGUCUCGCCCAGAGCCUAUUCAUUAUUCUGUGCUGGAAGAAACAGAGAGCGGCUCAUUUGUAGCGCAUCUGACCAAGGAUCUGGGCCUGGAAGUCGGGGAACUGGCCGCCCGGUCGGCCCGGGUGGUGUCUGACGAUGACAAGCAGCGCUUGCGGCUGGAUCGUCAGACAGGAGAUUUGCUUUUGAGGGAGAAAAUAGACCGGGAAGAGCUGUGUGGUCCCAUUGAACCGUGUGUCCUGCAUUUCCAAGUGCUCCUGGAAACACCGGUGCAGUUUUUUGAAGGAGAAUUAUCAAUCCAGGACAUAAAUGACCACUCCCCAGUAUUCCCGACUAGGGAAAUGCUCUUGAAAAUACCAGAAAACAGCCUGCCAGGGACUCUGUUUCCAUUGAAAUCAGCUCAGGAUUUAGAUGUGGGAAACAAUGGUCUUCAAAAAUACACUAUCAGCCCCAAUUCUCAUUUUCACAUUCUCACUCGCAAUCAUAGUGAAGGCAAAAAAUACCCAGAUUUGGUGCAAGACAAAGCCCUGGACAGAGAGGAGCAGUCUGAGCUCAGCUUAAUUCUCAUGGCUCUAGACGGUGGGUCUCCCCCCAAAUCUGGCACCAUCACGGUGCGAAUACUGAUCAUGGACGUCAAUGACAAUGCUCCUGAGUUUGUGCACACCCCAUAUGAGGUACAGGUCCUGGAAAACAGCCCCCUAGAUACCCCAAUACUUAGUGUCUUAGCUAGGGACAUAGAUGCUGGAAACUUCGGGAGUGUUUCCUAUGGCUUCUUUCAAGCAUCAGAUGAAAUUAAACAAACUUUCUCAAUAAAUGAAGUCACAGGAGAAAUCCGACUGACAAAGAAAUUGGAUUUUGAACAAAUUAAGUCUUACCACGUGGAAAUUGAGGCGACAGAUGGAGGAGGCCUUUCUGGAAAAGGCACGGUAGCCAUAGAAGUGGUGGAUGUGAACGACAAUGCCCCUGAACUGACCAUAUCUUCACUCACCAGCUCCAUCCCAGAAAAUGCUCCUGAGACUGUAGUUUCUGUCUUCAGAAUUCGAGAUAGAGACUCUGGAGACAAUGGAAAGAUGAUUUGCUCUAUUCCAGAUAAUCUGCCAUUCAUUCUAAAACCAACUUUCAAGAAUUUCUACACUCUGGAAACAGAGAGACCCCUGGACAGAGAGCACAGGUCCGAGUACAACAUCACCAUCACCGUCACCGACCUGGGGACACCCAAGCUGAAGAGCGAGCACAGCAUCUCCGUGCAGGUGGCCGACGUCAACGACAACGCCCCGGCCUUCAGCCAAAGCGCCUACACCCUGUGGGUCCGCGAGAACAACGGCCCCGCCCUGCACAUCGGCAGCGUGAGCGCCACCGACCCGGACUCGGGCGCCAACGCGCGGGUCACCUACUCGCUGCUGCCGCCCGGCGACGCGCGCCUGCCGCUGGCCUCGCUGGUGUCCAUCAGCGCGGACACCGGGCAGCUGUUCGCGCUGAGGCCCCUGGAUUUCGAGGCGCUGCGCGCCUUCGAGUUCGGCGUGGGCGCGGCCGACGGCGGCUCGCCGGCGCUGAGCAGCCGGGCGCUGGUGCGCGUGCAGGUGCUGGACGCCAACGACAACGCGCCCGUCGUGCUGUACCCGCCGCAGAACGGCUCUGCGCCCUGCACCGAGCUGGUGCCGCGCGCGGCCGACGCGGGCUACCUGGUGACCAAGGUGGUGGCGGUGGACGGCGACUCGGGCCAGAACGCCUGGCUGUCGUACCAGCUGCUCAGGGCCACGGAGCCCGGGCUGUUCGGCGUGUGGGCGCCCAGCGGCGAGGUGCGCACGGCCCGGCAGCUGAGCGAGCGCGACGCGCCCAGGCACAGGCUGGCGGUGCUGGUGCGCGACCACGGCGAGCCGCCGCUGUCGGCCACCGUCACGCUGCACGUGCUGCUGGUGGACGGCUUCUCGCAGCCCCACCUGCCGCGGGCCGAGGCGGCGGCCGAGCAGGCGCGGGCCGAGCCGCUCACCGUGUCCUUGGUGGUGGCCCUGGCGGCGGUGUCGUCGCUCUUCCUGCUGUCGGUGCUGGGCGUCGUGGCGGCGCGGCUGUGCGCGAGGGCCCGGGCGGCGUCUGCGGGGGGCUGCUCGGGGCCCGGGGGCGGCCUUGCGGGCCACCUGGUGGACGUGAGCGGCGGCGGGACGCUGUGCCAGGCCUACCGCUAUGAGGUGUGCCUGGCUGGAGAACCUACGACUGGAAUAGAGACCCUUCACAACUAUGAAGAAGCUGCUCCCAGAAUACAUAAGAAGAAGGAGAUCUGAGUGGCACAGGAGGUGGAUGGACUGCAAUGACAUGGAGAUGCACCACUCAGAUUCCCCUUCAAAGGAGGACUUGUUUCUGGCAGAGCUUCGGGGCAUGACAGGAGUGCCGUCACUGUAACAGCCACCCUUCAGCUGUUACACCCUUUGCAGGGCAGGCCACAUCCAAAGACUGAUCAAGGUGAAAAUAUAAAGACCCGGCCAUUUCAGUCCAACACAGCACAAGUCUAAAAGGCCUUAGCUUCAGAGCUCCCACCUUCUCCCUCUAAUAAAUCCGGCCUCCACUACCUCCAUUCCACAGGUG